Molecule: messenger RNA, 915 nt
Organism: Lathyrus oleraceus (garden pea)
Lineage: Eukaryota; Viridiplantae; Streptophyta; Magnoliopsida; Fabales; Fabaceae
Product: pathogen-associated molecular patterns-induced protein A70
Exons: 1
Coding region: 92-760 (222 amino acids)
Source: RefSeq, a predicted model, not a curated record
ACCCCAUCUUUCUCUAUAUUACACCCUCCAUUAAAUUCUUUCAUUUCCCUCACCAAUCAACACACUACGCAGUAACCUUGUAAACCACAAAAUGACAGACUCCAUAACUGGUACUAAUUUCAUAGCAAUAGCAACCUGGUUUGCACCUUCACCCCUCUUCAUCCUUGUAAACCUUGUCAUCGGUACCAUAGCUCUCGUUUCUUGCUUCAGUGCUGCACCCAAAAUCAAAAUCAUCCAACGAGCCAAGUCCUUUAAUCCCCGUCACUACUACAACCACCAAGAACCAGCAUCUAGUGUUACACAACCCGAGUCAGUAUCCGAGUCUACUCAACCCCUACUCGUUCAAACACCAACCCUGUUAAAGCAAGUCGUAUCCUUCAAUCUCUCCCUCCAUAAACUUGCGCCAGUUAAAACACAUUACCUUCAACCCGAUACCGAAAACUCGUCUGCGGGACUGAAUCUAAAACCGAUUAGUGAUUCGGGUGAUGAUAAGAACAAGGUGGAGUUGAAGAGAUCGGUGAGCGAGAAGGAGUGUUCGAUGACGUUGGACUGGGAGGAGGAAGAGGAUGAAGAAACGUUGGAGGGAAGGAGGCCUUCGACGGCGAUGGCCAGAAGUGAAACGACGACGUGUAAAGAAGAUGAAGGGGUUGACGCAAAAGCUGAUGAUUUUAUCAACAUGUUUAAGAAGCAACUGAGAUUGCAGAGGCUUAAUUCUUUUGUCCGAUACAGAAACACACUUACACUUCCAUCCUUUGAAUAGUGAACGUUGUUCAUAGAUAAGAUGCAAAAUAAUAUUCAUGAAAGAAAAAGAAUAUUGUUAUAAAAAAGAACUAUGAUUUUAUUUUAUCAACAUGUUUGAUUUGGAAACUAGUUUAGGAGAAAUUUAAUACAAUAUUAUUUCACUAUUAAUAACUA